AUGUCUCCCCCUACGUAUGAAGAGAUUCUGAACUGCCAAACGGUGCUCUUUGAAUGGGCAGAAAGCUACGACUCGAAAGACUGGAAGAGGUUGAGGGCAUGCCUUGCCCCGACAUUGGCGGUCGACUACAGCGCCUUCAUCGACAAGAAAUGGGACGCGCUUCCAGCUGAUGAGUUUGUGGGAAUGGUCUCGAGUACCCACUUCCUCGGCAAUCCAUUGAUCCGGACUCAGCAUUUGAUUGGGUUGGGGACUUGGGAUAAGACUUCUGCCGACACGAUAGUUGCUCAUUUGCAGCUCAGAGUCGCGCAUCAAAAGUACACGGACGAGACGCUCGGAGACGUGCGACUCACGGCCAACGAUCACGGGACUGGUGUGCUGACGCUCAAGUGCAUUCAAGGAGAAUGGAGGUUUGCCGGUCUCAUACCAAGGAGUCGCUGGAGCGCAGGUGAUGUGGCAAAGGUUUUCGGGCCGUAAGGCUGUGUGGCGAGAUGUGAUAGUUAGUCUACACCAUCUCACCAUCUCCAUACUAAACAGACUACCUUGCAAUGCACGGAUGUCCCCUACGCGUAUCAAACUAAUUCCC
Molecule: messenger RNA, 583 nt
Organism: Bipolaris sorokiniana ND90Pr
Lineage: Eukaryota; Fungi; Ascomycota; Dothideomycetes; Pleosporales; Pleosporaceae
Exons: 3
Coding region: 1-474 (157 amino acids)
Biological process (GO): melanin metabolic process
Molecular function (GO): scytalone dehydratase activity
Source: RefSeq, a predicted model, not a curated record